ACGGACGCAAGUCUAGUCGUGUCGGUGUUUCUCGUCACGGUCGAUGUGGCACAAAUAUGCACUCGAACUCGGGUGGGCAGAAAGCAUUUGAUAAUAUAUCUUUGCCAAAGCCUCACAGGCAAGGGCUAGAAGUGCUUCGACGUUGGAUCCAGCACUACUCAUGGGAUCUGGAGGGAAGUCCGUCCGUCAGACAGGAAAUCAGGUUAUUUUUGUUGCAGCUACAGGAUUCUGGCUCAACGUACACUGUUUGUGCAGAAAUUUUGAACAACCUUUUAGGAGAGCAGGAUGGCAGGGGUUCUAGGAGACGGUCAGGGCUUGGGAUCAUGGGAGAACGAGAUGUUUGGGAAGAGUAUGCAAAGGCAAAGCAACAAAUUUUGUCUGGUUGUCUUCCUUGCACUUCAGGUGAUGCAGCUAAGCUGGCAGCUCUGAUCAUGAUAAUUGAUAGCUUGGCAAUGGCCGGACAUGAAGGUGGGAAAGAGCGCAGUCUUGGAGCGAUCAGUGAGGAUGUGUGUGAAGCUGUUGAGGCAAAGGCUUUGAAGAAUUCUCAAUCACACCUGAAACUGAUUGGUCGCAGAAUAUCAAAACUUGCUCUUCCUCUUCGUAACACUGACAGUAAUCCAGAUUAUUCUGUUUCUAAACUCAAAGUCUAUCUUCCACCUGGAAUUGCGAAGGAUAGGAUGGUGCGUGAGGGAGUGGAACGGCACCACAAGCUGUUUGCCGCUGCAUUUACAGCUGAUCCUGAGGAAGCAGAAAUGCGUGCAAUGGAUCAGUACCUUGAGUUAUGUGGCCAACUUCCAGGCUAUGAUUGUCAGAUAUUUCAUCUCAAACAAGUAACUAAAAAGAAAAAGUGUCCUAGAAUUCUUGGUGUUGGCACCGAACAAGUUGUUAUUCUUGAUGAUACUGAGCAUCAUCUGAUCGCUAGCCACCCUAUCACAACUCUUAAUAUUCCUCAUUGGACUGAAAAAGAUGACAGCAACUUGAUUCAGCUUGACUUCAAAUUCCAGGAGUCGUACACAUUCACGACGCAGUCGAAGCCUGUAUUGAAGUCACUGAAGUUAGCUUUGGUUAAAGCAGUUCAAGAGGCACGAUCGAGUGCUGCAGAGGAGGCACACCAACCGGGAUUCUCAGAUGCAGUUGCUCUAGCUCGAUCAAAUGUACAUCAGUCUUCCGGUAAAGGCUCUCGACCUACAUGUGUUCGUAUACCGCUCGGUUGUAACCUGUCAGACCUCAAUGCGAUACUUGCCUUCCCUGAAGAGAUUGCGCGUCGUCUGACGGUGGUGGAGACGGCCAUCUACCGCAAGGUUCCGACCGCUUUCUACUUGCGACACGCCGUCUCGACGGGCGCCCGAAGAGUGGUCAGCUACAAGCACCCAACCGUUCAAGAUCUCAUCGAAAGAUUCGGAGAGGUGAUCAAUUGGGUGAGCGGUGUUGUAACGUCUGCCACGCGUGCCGAUGAGCGGCGCGUUCUGAUAUCCUCGCUGCUUCGCGUCGCCGUCGCCUGCAAGAAUCUGGGCAACUUUAUGGGUGUCAUGGAAAUUAUUUCUGGCCUAAGAUCGCAAAAUUUGGAGUCUUCGUGGUCUCUUUUGAGAGUAAAAGACAAACAGAUCUUCCGUUCUUUGUCGGAGGAGCUCAUUACGCAACUGGAUCUUUCUGGUUUGAUACAGCGACUUCAGAACGCUAGAAAGUUGAGCGGUGGCCGCGUUAUUGUCUACUUUGGCUGGCUGUUGAAGAGGAUAAAGGCGGUACUUUCAGCGGCACCGUCCGUCAUUCUGAACGAAGUCAGUUUGGAAGAACCGGAUCGCGGUUGUGUUGUGUUGGAACGAAUGGUGAACAUGGAGAAACUCAACGUCUUGCGCGGUAUUCUAGACGAAAUUCAAGCCGACGUCGAUGCCAUGCCCGAAACGGUGUUGGACGUAACACCUUGCGUCAUCGAGGACUUACCCGGUCUGGACAGUCUAGCCGACUCCGUGUCCGAACCCGAGUCCCUCUUCGUGGAAGAAGACGAACAAACCGAUUUCCCUCUGUUUCCUCUCCGUUCGACCGGUCUCGAUCUCUACAUCCUUCACCAACUCCACCACGGCUCGACGUUCGUUCGCUUCGAAGACGGCGGCAAUUCGCGAACGUCGGUGUGCAUCCUGAAACUGAUGAAGUGCAACUCGCAACUGAAAUGGAGCCGCGCAAGAUGGACCGCCGGCAAGGUCGAGCGUCACGACUCGGUCUAUUACACGGACAGGGCCGAGAACAACGGCGGCGGCGUUUCCGACGUCGCAUUCGAUCAGGGCUCCGUCUAUAUGUGGCACGUGCGAGAGAUACAAAAGGGCCAUCUACCGAAAGACGACAAGACGGUCAUUCGACGUCACGGCUUGUCGUGGCUCGAACCCGAUUGCUGUCUGAGCGUCGCGUACGGCUCGAGCGUCGCCGACGCCGGAUACGUACACCUGAUCGCUCCCGUCUCGAUCGUGCGCCUGUGGUACAACGCGCUCACGACUCUCCACCAAGCCGUGCGACAUCACGUGUCGCAGAACGACCAACGACCACUCUGGUUGCGUAAAGCGUAUCACCGGCUUUACAGAGACAGCAGCCAACGCCGAUUGCCGAGCGUCAGUCAGAGUUGCAGAGAGUUUCUCGGCAGUAAAGGUACCGGGAUGGCGUUUCUGAGCGAGGGGUCGCUCGCGUCGGAUUCGAUCUCGCCUCGAUCGAUACGAAAGCGGAGCGCACCACCGACGAGUUCUCUGUCUCGUGGACUGUCGACCAUCGACUCUUCGGACAAACUCUUCACUACGUCGCGGCGAGCGUCUCGCAAAGGCGAUGCGAAACGUCACGGACAGGUGGUUCACUACGAGGGCUUAAACGCGCGCGAAUGGUCGAAGUUCGAGCAGGACUACUCGCCCGACGACGCCGUCGAUUUUUCUAGAUUCUCCGAACUCUAUCAUCGAUUUCGUACGUGUUACCGAUCGGAUCUUCGGCUACUGUUUGGUACGUUCGCGAAUGUUCAGCAAGAGACGGAUGACGCGCGUGGCGAGAACGCGGAAGAGCCGCGUAUACCGCAAUCUAACAGCGACGACGGAAGAGCGAUACGAGCGGCUGCUCGGAUAUGGAAAGCGGCCACGUCGACGGCCGUCUCCACCUCGAUUUCUCUUCCCGCUGUCUCAAAAGAGGCGGAGAAAACGCAAGAAGAUCAACAUGAAGACGUGGCAGCCGCUGACGUCGCAACGAGUGAACCAACGACACCCGCCAAACCCGUGCUACAGCGAGAAAUAUCCGUCAGUUCGUCGCUGUCGCUUCGUUCAAUGGUUGGUCUCGCUCUUUCUUCGCAGCGCAAACUCAGCGCGACAGCGAAUGAGGCGAGGUCGAGAUGGAUCGUCGCCAGUCAGAAGAAACGAGCGGCAAGAAAGGACGGCAAUCGCGGCGCGUUGGCUGUGCAAUCGAGUCAGUCGUUAGUCGAGCAGUCUGAAGCUCAAGAGGAGGAGUUGCCGGUCACUUUUAUGAGCGUCGAUGAUCUGAGAUCGUUCAUGAAGGUGGAACAGAACGAAGAGUUGAGCGAAUCAGACUGUUUAGAGAUUAUCAAGAAAUACGAAAGAGACCCCGACAAUGUGGCUAAGAAUUGCCUGUCGUUGGAAGGCUGGAUUCGUUUUAUGAGCAGCGAUCAAAACUAUGCGUACGAAGUCGAGAAGCUCGUCGUCAAACAGGAAGAAAUGACGCACCCGCUGUCUCAUUAUUUCAUUGAGUCGUCGCACAACACGUACCUGACCGGGCACCAGUUGCGCGGCGAGUCUUCGGUCGAGAUCUACCGGCAGGUGUUGCUGACUGGUUGUCGGUGCGUCGAGUUGGACUGUUGGGACGGAGAAGACGGCAGUCCAGUUAUCUACCACGGCCACACGCUCACGACCAAGAUCAAAUUCAAGGAUGUUGUAGAGGCGAUCAACGAGACCGCUUUCAUAUCGUCACCGUAUCCUGUUGUGUUGUCGUUUGAGAACCACUGCUCCAUUCCUCAGCAACAAGAAAUGGCUCGUCUAUGCGAAGAAAUUUUUCAAGGGAAGCUGGUGAAGAAGUUUUUGUUCGAUAGUGAUGCUCGCUCUGAUCCCACCUUACCGUCUCCGGAAGAUCUAAAAUAUCGGAUAUUGCUCAAGAACAAGAAAAAGCAUUCAGUGUCGAGUCAGUUUACGACAGCAGUGAGCUCUAUUGCUGAAGGGCAAACAAGCACGAUUCUAGAGUUAGGGGAGCACGAGGCGGACGAAUUGGACGAAGACUAUGAUGAAGUCCCGGAUGGAGAAGACGGUAGGCUUCGUAGUCGAUCCGGCCCGCCGCAAGGCGACGACUUUAUCGAUUCCCGUCGCGAAGCGUCGUCCUACCAAGAUCCAUCCGACGUCACCUCCUACUCGAGCAUGAUGUCGCGAGAAGCGACGUACAAGCGGCAGAAAGAGACAAACAAAAUCGCAGACGAACUCUCGCGCCUCGUCGUCUACACCCAAGCGGUCAAGUUUGACCGUCUCGCCUCGCCACGAGAUCUCCACUCCCUGUCCUUGUCACCAUCGAAUGCCUGCGAUGACGCCGUCAGUAUCUACUCGCGACGCGACUCGACGACCUUCGGACGGGAACGGAGCGUGACGCCACUUAGCACGCGCCAGCGCUCGUCGAUGGACUUCAGUAUGAACACUGCGGCGUGUCGCACGCUGAAGAAGCGAGGGUCGGUGAGCGGCGACAUACGCAGUCGCGCGUCGUCGGUCAGUCGCGGGUCGAUGUGCAGCGAGACGUUCAGCAUAUCGAGUCAGCCGCCUCAGCAUUCGCCGUCGGGACUGUUGCACAGCGUGUCGAGCGCGCAAUUUGUCGACAUCGGGAGGUCGUCCGAAAUGCGCAAGGCGUUUCAGACGUCGUCGCUGGCGGAAAACUCGGCAAAGAAGCUGUGCAAGAAGCAGAGUUGCGAAGUCGUCAAGCACACGCAGUUGCAGCUCAUGCGCGUGUAUCCUGCCGCGAGACGCUUCGACUCGUCGAACUACGUUCCGAUGAUGUUCUGGCCUUGUGGGAUUCAACUUGUAGCUCUCAACUAUCAGACCGAAGACAUGGCCAUGCAACUCAAUCGCGCCAUGUUCACUCAGAAUGGAAGUUGCGGCUACGUUCUCAAACCGUACGCCAUGUGGAUGCGGACGCAAGACGAAUCGAUAGACUUCAGCAAGUUCAAUCCGUGGGAAGUCGAACGGGUCGGAUUGCCGCUCUUGACCGUGAACUUGGAGGUUAUUUCUGGUCAGUCAUUGUCUUCCAACUAUGGUGCGAGCUUGUACGUGGAAAUCGAGUUCAUCGGCGUUCCGGCCGACUCUGCCAAGUUCAAGACGCGUCCGUCGCAACGCAACGCAUUCAACCCGAUCUGGAACGAUUCGUUUCAGCAGAAAAUUUGGUUGAGAGAUCUGACGUUUGUUCGAUUUACGGUGUGGGACUCGAAUGCGCAGACGCUUCUCUCACAACGGAUCGUACCGCUGCGGUACCUCCGCUUAGGAUAUCGACAUUUGCGGUUGCGGUCUCCUCAGGACAACGCUCUCGAAGUGGCGUCGCUGUUCAUUCGUACGCGAAUGGAAGAGGAGCGGGGCGAAGUCGACGGGUGGUCGUUGCAGGCGAAGUGUACCGAAUGGUGGCUGGCGGACGACGACCAAGGACCGGAAGCGAGCACCGCUUGUCAAGACACGAUGAACGUGGAUACCGCGAAAUCAACGGUCGUGAAUGUAAGCGACGAAUCACGUGAUUUGAAGGUCGGUGGCGAAGACUCGAGAACCAUGGUUGCCGAUGCGAGUGACCAGUAUAGUCUGCCGUCGAGCCCUAAAACGAAAGUCGUUUAUUACGAUUUGUGAUGCGACGCGAUUUUUAUGUAUUUAGUAGAUUUGCUACGAAGAGUAAAUUAACUACCUAAUAAACUGUAAUGGAGAAUCGAAGUAUACGUGAGAGUUUUAUGAGAGUAGCUUGGAUUACAUUUGUAUGUAAAGCUAUACAGUUGCAGCGUAUCUAGAGUAAUAGAAAGUGAUGUUGGUC
This is a messenger RNA of Corticium candelabrum, 6018 nucleotides long. RefSeq names its product 1-phosphatidylinositol 4,5-bisphosphate phosphodiesterase epsilon-1-like. Gene Ontology annotation, biological process: release of sequestered calcium ion into cytosol; small GTPase-mediated signal transduction; phosphatidylinositol-mediated signaling. The record is from RefSeq and is a predicted model, not a curated record. The transcript has 21 exons. Bases 57 to 5840 code for a protein of 1927 amino acids. Gene Ontology annotation, molecular function: phosphatidylinositol-4,5-bisphosphate phospholipase C activity; guanyl-nucleotide exchange factor activity. Lineage: Eukaryota; Metazoa; Porifera; Homoscleromorpha; Homosclerophorida; Plakinidae.